Amoebophrya sp. A25 is the source of this 6687-nucleotide messenger RNA. The record is from the annotation of a GenBank genome assembly. NCBI's taxonomy places the organism in Eukaryota, Dinophyceae, Syndiniales, Amoebophryaceae.
AUGACGCCUUUACACUAUGCAGUGCACGAUGUCUGGCAGGGAUGCUUGGCGACUUGUACAAUGUUGUUAGAGACGUUGACAGAGUGCCAGGCAAGGAAAAUAUCGAAGGAGAACAACGUGAUGGCGGAUCCGAAGUAUUUGGUGUUAUGGCAAUGGCAAGAUUGGAUUUUCUGGUAGUAUAAGCUAAAGCUUUGCUCUUCUUCUAGUACUAGUUUUUGUUCUAGAAGAUAUUCACAAUGAAGCAUUUUUGGCUGCAGCUAGUUACAAGAAAAUGAAUCAUGGCCAUCCAAGCUUCUAAUACCUGGCGUUGCCCCAACGACACGAGGAGGACCGAAUUUUUCGGAUUACUACUUCCGACUCUUGCUCCCUCACGAAGUGAAGAACCUGAAAGGCGGGCACAAAGAGCGCAGUGCAGUCAUCACAGAUGAGCUAUUGAAUGGCGCAGACUGCUUCGGAUACACACUGCUUCAUCACGCCAGUGUGGGCGGCAAUUACCGCUGCACUCAUGUUUUGCUCACAAAUGGCGCGGACGCAAAGGCAAGGACGGUUGUGCCGACUACUACGGCUCUGGGUGGCAAAAGCAAUGGUGCAAACUCAUCCAACAAAGAGAACAUUCCUGGUCAGUUGGGCAAAACGGGCGGCUCAGAUCUAGAAUUGAGAGCAGAAAGACAGGCCUUUUCCGGCGAUGCGGUUGUCGGUAUAACAGCUUUUGAACUGGCCAAAGACGUCGCAACGAAAAAAGCCUUGCAGGGUUCAGCAGCCGGCUUCAAGCGCCAACCAGCUUCUGAGGGGGCGCGUCAAAAAACUUUAGCUGGUUUGUCACCGGGUGGUAGCAAACUCACAACUGGAGGUGGAGAAGAUGGAGCUGCUGUUUCGCCACUAGCUUCCAAAGUAACGAGAGGUCGCGCGAAUACUGGAGAUGUCAGUUUUGUGAGCGAGGGCGGUGCUGGCGGACCUUCCUUCCUUGCGGAUCCAGUCGAGAUUGCGAGACAGCGAACCAAAUUGGCUGAGCGAUACGGAGACUACGUGAACGAGGAACAGGGGAUUUACAGUCAAAACGGGUGUCAUGCGGCACUCUUUGAUACGAUCACGAUGCACACGCAAGCUGCAGAAGCAGGUAAGGAUGGUCCGACACCGUCCAGCAGUAGUACCUCUCCAACCAAGGGACGGGCGGCAGCGGAUGCAGGACAAGGAGGGGCGGCAGCGCAGUCGUCGUUACGAGUACACUGUGAUUGGACUUGGAAGUUUGAGUUUCUUGAAAUGAAGAAUCAGAAUGUAGUUACUAGUCCAUUCUUCUCAUUUUUAGAAGGUCGACGUCCACAAGAAGUUUAUUAUCAUCGGAAAUUCUACUACUAGUGGAUUCACGCACCAGCAUUUUGAUCUAUCUGGUGUCCUUACCAAAAUAAAAACAAACCUUCAGGCCCUCCUCGACGCCCACCCCGAGACCAAUCCUUGGAAACCGGAUGCUAGUGGAUGGACCUCAAUCCAUUACGCAGCUUCGCAUGGGAAACAUGGAGAACUACGCGUUCUCCUUCGGCAUAGUAAGAAGCACCUCCACGAUCCGAACUGCGAUGAUCGGAAUGGCAUGCAAAAUGCCUUUUUGUGGCGGGAAAGAGACGAGGAUGGAACGAAGGCAGCGUCGACUGGAAGAUUGGAUUCUUAUGAUUGAAGUAGAUCAGAAGGCGAAGGGAGUACUUGUUGUACUUCUAGAAGAAGAAGAAGACCACUUCUCUAAGAGAACAAGAUGAGGUACUAGAGCAGAAGGUGAGACAUAAGUUUAAGUACACGGAUUCCAAAUAUCAAUUUCAAUGGAGUAGUUCAAAUAAGUAGUUGUGGACCACUUGCGAUUUCCUUUUCUAAAACCCAGACGCCAUCAACAUCUUAACCGGACCUCUACAGCCUGGUGGUGGCCAACGUGGCAUGAACAAGCGACCAAAGUCUGCCGGAGUCGGUGGAAGAAGCGGCGGGACAGCCUACGGUUUAGUGAAACCACAAGCGACGUCGUCGUCAAGGGGAGGGACGAUGAGUUUUACUCUAUCAUCAAAGGGCAGCAACGUGGGUGGCGGCGGCAGCAAGCGUGCUGGCAAAGCAGGCUUGCCACCCGGACCGGAGUCGCUGCUUCACAGGACGCCGACGCACGUCGCUGCUCAGGCUGCGGCGGGUGGCCACGCGGAUGUGAUUUUGAAGGAUAGUGCGCAUGUCAAGUGUCUGGAAGUGCUGGAGGAUGAAGGAUGGCUGCAAUUGGAGACGCGGGAUCAUCAGGGAAACACGCCAAUCCUUUUGGCGGGAGCGGCGGGGGCAAGUACUUACUCCUAGAAGAGCUUUUACUACUUCGACAUGAAGAAUACUGCCUUAAUUUUUUAGAAGUACAAGUAGAGCUUCUAGAGCAAAAUUGAAAUUUUUCUAGCAUGUAGUUGAUCAUCUUUAGCUGUCUGAUGUCCUCCAGCACACGACAAGCCCAUCUGCUCCACAACAGCCGCUGCCGUGCAAUGGCUAAUCAAUCAUGGCGCAGACCCUUUCGUAACCGACAACGCUGGCAGAACGUUGCUACACUUAGCUUUGCUUGGCGGCCAUGGACCUCUCACGAGACUUCUAGUCUACUUCGACUCCGAUAGAGGCAAUUUCUUUCGCGUCAAAGAUUGCAGAGGCCAGACGCCCAGUCAAUUGCUAGGUUGUGCCCCUGGGGUGAAGUCUGAGGAUCUGAUCACAAUCUGGGAUGCAGCUAGGAGAGGUGACAUUGACAAGUUGCGAGCGGCUCUGCGAAUCGGAGCGGAUAUAGAUACAGUAUCACCCAGUGGCUGGACACCUUUGAUGUACUGUGCUGCCAGCGGACACGCAGUCAUUGCACGCUAUCUAUUAGGUGUUGGUGCGGCAGAAACAAGACCAAUUUUGCCGCAUCCGCUGUAUAAUCUGGAAGUGUUUAGUGCUGGCGGGGGUGUUUCUAUGUCAAGUGCAGCGGCAGAUACUGUUGUAGCGUGUUGUCGACCGCAUAAGGGCCGUUUGCCGAUGCACUUGGCAGCAGAGCAGGGCUCUCCCGAAAUAUGCACACUGCUGCACGAUAUAAAGGGACAGGAUUUGAACGUAGUUGAACCUCAAAAACUCUUGAUGUUUGUCUUGCUCUCAUGCUCUCUUAUCUUCACUACAACUACGUGUUGUCGACAGUCGUGUGUAACUCUCGUCCUUAGAACUACGAGAGAAACAACUACAACGAGAGAAACAACUACAUUCACAAAACCAUCGCCACCAACCACGACAGGUCCCCUGCGAAGACCUCCAGAAAACACCGCUCAUGUACGCUUGCUCAAAUGCGAGGAUAGAAUCCGUCGAUGCCCUUCUGAAAAACCCAAGAGUAGACCUCUUCGCCGUUGAUGCUCGUGGCAGAACGUGCUUGCAUUGGCUCGCACUGUGUGCGGCAGGAGAAAGCGGACUUGGCGAAAGCAAGGUGGUAGAACCUGCUAAGAUGUUUUCUUCGACAACUGGCGCAUCUGGUGGUAUACUAUCAAACAACAUGCAAGGUAGAGUAAAACAAGCCUUGGUGAGUGUCAAUGGUGGCUCGGGAGCAGGAGGUGCAGGUGGUGGCUCAGGAACCGCAGCAUCGUCUGGCGCAAAACGGGCGAAGGUUGAUAGCGACUGUGCCCAGAUAGCGAAGCUGAUUGUUUCACUGGUAGGCGUCAAAAAAGCAUCUGCUUUAUGGAAGCGGACCUACAUUCGGAGGGUGUCUGGCGCUGAGCAGGAAAUCACCGCACUAGACGAGAUCAAGGAGCUGGAUAGACUGAGACAUGUAUUUUUACAGCAUUUCCAUUAUUUGUGAGUAUCAUGGAUGAUGGAUUUGGAUGUCAUGCUUGGACAUGCCUGGUUUGCUUUUUCCUGUUUCCAUCCACCAGCAACAUGUUUGAAUUUGAAAAUAGGCGAAGAUAUCUCUCAUCUUCUUACUUCGCGAUAGAUUCACUACUACAUCCAACUCUCUCACAACCCAGGGUUCCUCCAGUGACUGGAAGAGCAAGACUCAAAACAUGCUUUUGCGGCUGGAACAUUACCUGAAAGAGGAAACUAGGAAGCGAGACAGCAUGAUGAAAGAAUUGGACGAAAAGGCUGGCUAUCAAAUCGAACGAAUUCAAGAAUACGAGAAGUCGGGUGUUAUUUUGCCGAAGAAUAGGGUAAAAGUGAACAUGGAUGGCGCACAUGGAGCAGCAGCACCGACGUUCGGGGUGUCUCCUUAUGAGGCUUGAUGAUGCAUUGAAGAAAAUGAUAAUGUAAAUGUCCUAAGUGAUAAAAGAACAAGAAAUUCAGGUUUGUUUACCGAGGAUCCAUCUGAGGAAGUAUUUCAUCUUCAUGAUCAAUGGAGAUGAACAUGAAUCAUUGUCGUGGUAUUACCGCUCUAUCUCUAAUCUGCAACUGUGGGAGUUGCCGGAGGAAUGACAGCUGCAUCUGGGAUUCCAAAGCUUGCAACCGGCACAGUUGGAACUAGUGGUGUUACCGGAGCAGCGAUGGUAUCACCAGCAACAUCCUCUGACGUCGGCAUCAUCAACAGUCUAGCAGCAAAGGGCUCGUUGGUAUCCGCUUCUGCGGCUGGGAAUUCGGCAUUGCUAGAACGAAAUAUGGCAGCCUCUGGUGCAGCACCGAAAGCAACUACAGCGACUGCUGCUAGCACUUUGGCGACUGGCGUAGCGAGGCCAGGAGGCUCUCUAGUGGGAGGUCUUGGUAGUGGAGGCCCUUCGGCAGUUGCAAAGCCAGCGGGUUCAUUAGUUGGAGGAACUGGUACUACUGCGACUUCAGCAACCGCAAGUAAGCCUGCAGGUUUAGUUGCUGGUCUUGGGUCUGCCUCUGCAACAGCAGCUGCCAAACCUGCUGGUCUAGUAGCGGGUAUUCCAGCUAAACCAGCUGGUUAUCAAGUAGGAGUCGGAGCCACGGCAGCUGCCACUGCCAAACCAGCAGGAGCAGGAUUAGUCGGUGGCUUGACCGGUGCACCAGCAAAGCCUGCUGGCCUAGUUGCCGGCCUAGGAGGUGCCGCAGCGAAGCCAGCUGGCGUAGGAGCUUAUUCCUCAAUGGGUGUACCCCCAAAACCAGCUGGUUUAGCUGUUGGCGCUACAUCCACUGGAGUUGCUUCGAAACCGCCUGGCUUCGGCACAACAGGAGUGGCAAAUAAACCAGCACCAGGCAGCGUCGCUGGUGGCAUGAACAUUCCACCAGGCGUCGGCGGUCCUCCGAAAGCCGUUGGGGCCAUGGGAGCGAAACCAGCAACUUCAGCUGCCAUAGCGAAACAAAAAGCAAAUCUUCGUGCUGGAGGUGCUUCUCCUGGAUCUGAUGGCAGCUAUGGCGAAAGUUUUGCUAGCGAGUCGAUCGAAAUCUCCGAUGACUCAUCUGAUUCUCCCAUCGUCGGAUUAGCGAAAGCAAAAGCACCUGCUGGCGUGGCAGGAACAGCUGCUGGCAUGAAUAGGCCAAUGAGUGCAGCAAUAGGCGCUGCGGCGAAUAGACCAAUGGGAGCCACGGCUGGCGUCAACAGACCUGCAAGCGCAGCCAUAGGCGCUAACAGUAGACCUGCAAGUGGAGGUGCCGGAUCGGCUUCGAGUGGAAGUGAAAUCCAUAUUGCUCGUCCCGUAGGUGCAAGACCACAAACGGCAACCAGACGUCAGGAUCCGCCGAAAGGACCGAACAGCGACUUUUAGUUCUGGCUGAAUAGAGUUCGUGUUGUAGUAGAGGAUGAGGAACUGGUAUUGCAGUAUUUUUUGAUUCAACUGCGGUGAGAUUCGGCAGCGAACUUCGUUGGAGUUCUUGAACUAUCAUUUCGUUAUAAUUUUGUUCUUUUUCUCAACUCCUUCAUUAAUUCUCCUUCUCGUUGUUGUAAGUAUAUUAUAACUAAGUAGUUACAACAAUGUCUUUUUUUAUGCAGAGCUUCCUCCUGGACCAACGAGGAUCUACAGGUGUUCGGCGUGCUUUCACCGACAAAAACAGACAAGAAACAGACUAUUUUCACAACAGACUAUCUUGAUCUCCAAUUCCAAAUCCAAAUCUUCAACUUUGAACAGCUACUUACAACAUCUACUCAAUUUCCAUUUAUUUGAACAACAAGAAAAUACAGCAAAUUUAUUGUUGUACAGACUAUCUUGAUCUUCAUCACUUUUAAUCACCCUACUGGCUACUGCCACUGAGCGACUCGUGGGCAGUAGUAGCUCUUGAGCUUGUUAACGUUUCUUCUUCUUGCUAUUACUAAUAUCAAUGAUCAUCAUGCUGCAAAUCAGAUGAUGUUGCAGCUCUAGUUCUUGCAGAUAAUGACUGUACAACAUCACAACUUCUUGUAGAAGUAAGUUGAAGUUGAAGAAUGGAAAUGCAAUCUUACACUAUCAUGUCUCAUAUCCUUUUUCAAGUCCAAGCUCGAUUUUCAAUUUCAACAAUGUUGUUAGAUGUCUACUGCUAUCGUCUUGUUGUUAGUCAAAACAAUUUUGAACUGUUAUUUACCAAAAAAAUCAGUGGAUUUUUACUGAAAAUGUUUUUCACCUCCUAGUAUUCAGGAGGUUGUAAAUUUAGAGCAACGUCAACAUUCUACUUCUACUUUUUAUGUAGAUCUUCAUCAUCGUGCAUGAUAUUAGAUGAGGACAACUACGUGUUAGUUUUUCUUGAAUCAAAUACCGAAUCAAGAGACUCCUUGAAUAUACGAAAAAAAAGUCGCUGAAUGCAAAAUGUCAAGAU